AUGCCCCCUGAAGGUGCCCCCAGUGGCCCCAGGGCUGCAGAGCUGGAGCGGAGUGAUUCUGCGCUUGGGAACCGCAAGAGGAAUCGAGACGAUGAGAUUACAGGGCCUGCUGUCAGGCGUGGGAAGAAAGGGUCCAAAUUCUUCAACCUGGAUGGGUCACCACUGGAUAUUUGGAAACCGCUGGAUGGCCAGGAUCCAACACCUUGGUUCGACCGGUCCGGCGCAGCUUUCCAUAUAGGUACCAUGCUACACAAGGAGAUAUUGGACUUCUACCACUGGGUAAAACCUACAGAGUACGAAGACAUUGUCAGACGAGAUCUUAUAUCCAGACUUCAGGCAUGCUUUGGGCAAAGGUUCUAUGGUGCAAAACUAUACGCCUUUGGAUCAUUUGCAUCAGGUCUCUAUCUCCCUACAGCAGAUAUGGAUCUUGUUCUUCUCUCUCGCCAGUUCAUGUCCUCAAAUAGAAAGUACAUCUGUCAGAAAGUUCGGGAAAUAUACAGCUUUGCUGAAUAUAUCCGCGGACAGGGAAUUGCCGUGCCAAGAUCAAUUGAAACAAUUGCCCAUGCGCGUGUACCCAUCAUCAAGUUCGUGGAUGCUCUCACUGGUCUGAAAGUAGAUCUCUCCUUCGAUAAUAGCAGUGGCCUGACAGCCAUUGAUACAUUUAAAGCUUGGAAGCAAGAAUAUCCCGCUAUGCCCGUCAUAGCUUCUAUCAUCAAACAUUUCCUUUUGAUUCGAGGCCUCAACGACGUGGCCACUGGUGGGUUGGGUGGUUUCUCAAUCAUAUGUUUGGUCACAAGCAUACUACAGCAUUCACCCCGUGGAGUUGGAGAGUCAAACCUGGGCUCUGUUCUCAUUGACUUCUUUGAAAUGUAUGGCUCUAGGUUCGAUCCUGCCGCCGUGGGCAUACAGUUUGAUCCCCCAGGUUAUUUCAACAAGGUACACCACCCCCAUCUUUUCUCCCCCUAA
Messenger RNA from Trichophyton rubrum CBS 118892, 966 nucleotides. RefSeq lists its product as uncharacterized. The record is from RefSeq and is a predicted model, not a curated record. Lineage: Eukaryota; Fungi; Ascomycota; Eurotiomycetes; Onygenales; Arthrodermataceae. Gene Ontology annotation, biological process: RNA 3'-end processing. Bases 1 to 966 code for a protein of 321 amino acids. The transcript is spliced from 2 exons. Gene Ontology annotation, cellular component: nucleolus; TRAMP complex. Gene Ontology annotation, molecular function: poly(A) RNA polymerase activity; mRNA binding.